AUGGAUCGUUAUGGAAGAGUCCUUACCGUAGAGGAAUUCCAACUUCUGCAAGAACGAUUCGGUUUGUUACCAGAGCAUGGUGUGGUGAUUCCAGCGAAGGGAUCAUCGGUUUAUGACUAUCCUCAAGGGAAAAUGGGGUUGAUCUUUGAACAAGAUACUCCGAAGAAAAAUUGGCAGAGGCAAUGGCUCUGGGUCAAACAAAACCUUGUGGGGCAUGGGUUUCGUAAAACCCGAGACUUUAUUGACCGUACUCCUAAGCUAUUCAUAGGUAACGUAACUCUUGGAAAACAGCUGGGAUACAUAACUGUCAUCGGGGAGAACUGGGAAGAUUUCAUCAUUAUUGCAGCCGCUAUGAGUGCUUCCCGGAGGGCACGUGGGAAGAUGGCACAGUUAUUCGUAGUGAGAUGCGCCGAGAUUUCCUUAGAGAUGGCCAUGUGUCGUCACUAUCGGGGUAAGCUUUGUCACCGGGAGGUUGAACUUCUAGAGACUCUUCCCCCACCUGUAUCUGAAAAAUGCAUGAAGGAAGUCAUUGGAUUGUUCUCAGUAAAAGAGAGAAAUGUUGGUUCUAGCGGACUUUCCUUGCCUUCCCAACCGGUUGUUGGGGCCAUUUUUACAGCUCGUUUUUCGGCCUCUGAUUCUGCUGAUAUUCCUGUGGUGGCUCAGGUAGGAAAAGGUACUACUCCUAUCCUGAAAAAAUGA
Messenger RNA from Lactuca saligna, 699 nucleotides. NCBI's taxonomy places the organism in Eukaryota, Viridiplantae, Streptophyta, Magnoliopsida, Asterales, Asteraceae. The record is from the annotation of a GenBank genome assembly.